Messenger RNA from Penicillium argentinense, 3669 nucleotides. RefSeq lists its product as uncharacterized. NCBI's taxonomy places the organism in Eukaryota, Fungi, Ascomycota, Eurotiomycetes, Eurotiales, Aspergillaceae. The transcript has a single exon. Gene Ontology annotation, biological process: DNA integration. The record is from RefSeq and is a predicted model, not a curated record. Bases 1 to 3669 code for a protein of 1222 amino acids. Gene Ontology annotation, molecular function: nucleic acid binding.
AUGGGGGUGCCGACACCGCUGUCUGGCCAUGUGCCUAUGAACCUGAUAGAUGUGUCAGCCGGAAGUGUGAGUGAUUUGGAUGAUCACUACCUUCCGCCUGAAUGGAAGGUUGUGGAUGUUGACGGUCUUAGAAAUGUUGGGUUUGGCGAUAUGCGGGGUGUGCAUUAUCGUUCAACCACGAAGGAUGUUGACUCUUUGCCACCGUGUCGUGAUCAUGGUGAUGGGUUUAUUCGGCCAAAAUCAUGGCGUUCUCUUGGUGUUCCGUUGAACACGCUGUAUAAGAGAAAGGCAGAUAAGGUUUUGCCGAUGAAUGUGCCAUUGAAGGAUGGGUCAGUGCCUGAGGGUAGGCCUGAUUGGCAGAGGAUCUGCUUGGAAAAGUACCACACGCGCUUUCGAGCCCCUGAUGUCAGGACUAGGUUUGAUAAGUACCUGAAACCUCGAAUAGCGGAGUUCGCGCGUGGUGCGAGAUUGACGCCAGAGAGAGAAGGUGCUAUGAUUGUGGGGAAGGAUUUGAUGCCAGAGGAGAAGGAAAUGCUUCGAGAGCUGUUGUUCAAGCGCGAGGGUGCGCUUGCCUGGUCUUGGGAGCAUAUGGGAAGAGUGCGAGAAGAGGUCUAUGGGCCUCAGGUGAUUAGGACAGUGGAGCACGAAGCGUGGCAAGAGCCAGGAUUCAUGGUUCCACGGGCGCUACAUAAGACGGUGAUCGAGAUGCUGGAAGAUCGAUUGAAGAAGGGCACCUUGGAGCCUUGCCAUGGCGCAUAUCGAAAUCCAUGGUUCUUGGUGAAAAAGAAGGCUGCGAAGAAGUUCAGAUUGGUGAUUGCGGCGAUGAAAUUGAAUAGUGUCACUAUUCGUGAUGCGAAUAUGCCGCCUAACAUUGAUGAAUUCGCAGAAGAUUUCGCAGGGAUGCAGCUUUGCUCAGUUGUUGAUCUAUUUUCAGGAUAUGAUCAGAUCACAUUGGAUGAGCGUUGCCGGGAUCUGACAGCAAUCAUGACGCCACUCGGUCUUCUCCGUGCGACCACUAUCCUGCAAGGUGCCGCAAAUUCGGUUCCCCAGUGUCAGAGAGUGGUUCAAUUCGUGCUUUCAGAGAUUUAUGGUUCAGUGGUUGAGGCCUAUCUUGAUGAUUUCGGUAUCAAGGGGCCAAAGACAGACUAUAAUGGCGAGAUGGCGCUACCAGGCGUUCGGCGCUAUGUGCUCGAGCACCUCCAGAAUCUUGAUCAUACUCUGUAUCUGCUGGAGUUGGCCGGGAUGGUUAUUUCGGCCGAAAAAUCGCAGUUUGUGAUGCAAGGUGUUGCUGUCGUUGGUUGGAUAUGUGACGCCAGUGGGCGUCGCCCUGAUGAAAUUAAGGUGGCUAAGUUGGUUGAUUGGCCAACGCCAACAUGCGUCUCAGAGGUGAGGUCAUUCGUUGGCCUCGCUGUUUACUUUCGCGUUGUGAUCGCUGGUUUCGCUAUGAUCAUAGCCCCGCUUUAUAAACUGAUGAAGUCGGGUGCCCAUUUCCAAUGGGGCAAGGAGCAGCAGCAGUCAUUUGAUGAGACGAAGCGGAUAUUGUCGACAUUUCCGGUUGUCCUGCCAAUUGAUUAUGAAUACGACCCACUAGUCAUAGUGGUGGCAGUUGAUUCAUCAGCCAGUGGAUGGGGAAGUGUGAUGAUGCAAGUGCGGAGUGCUGUUAGGAAGCCAGCACGUUAUGAAUCAGGCAUGUGGUCUGAAACUGAAAGAUUUUAUGACGCGGGGAAGCGAGAGUGCCGAGGUGUUCUGAAGGCGUUGAAGAAGUUCAGACAUUGGCUGUAUGGUGUCCAUUUCACUCUCGAGAUUGAUGCGAAGACGUUGGUGGCGCAGUUGAACAGGUCAGCAACGGACCUGCCUGGCGCAUUGGUGACUAGCUGGAUUGCUUGGAUUCGCCUGUUUGAUUUCGAUGUCCAUCAUGUUCCUGGCCGGAAACACGGCGCUGCUGAUGCUCUUUCAAGACGGCCAUAUUCUGCUGAGGAGAUUGCCGAACAAAAGAACGAAGAGGAUGUUGAUGAAUUUAUUUUGGCCGAAAUAAGCACCCUCAGGGUGAUGAUGAAUCCAGUGGAGACGUCUAUCGGUGGACAAUUAAUGGACAGUGUUGAGGAUGAUGUGGGGAACGUUGAUGUUCAUGUUGGUGAGAAAAUGAGGAUGAGAAUGUUGGAUGAUUCAUAUUCAGAUGAAUCAGAAAAGAUUGCGCAGUGGUGCGUUUCGAUCAGGAGGCCUAGUGGCAUGUCCCCUCGCCAAUACAACCACUUCAAGAAGCACGCCAGCAAUUUCGUGGUUCAGGGAGAGCACCUUUUCUAUAGGGGGAAGGGCCUGAAUAUGCCACUGCGUCGUGUUCUAGAUGGUGAAGAUGAUCGAAAGCGUGUCGUAUCUGAAGCACAUGAUGGAAUGGGGCAUAAAGGUCGUGAGGCGACAUAUGCACUGUUGAAGAUUCGAUACUGGUGGGAGGGGAUGUACACCCAGGUCGCUGAAUACGUCCGAGGAUGCCCAAAUUGCCAGUUUCGGAACCCCAUUCGCGUGGAAGAACCGCUACUUCCAAAUCGAGUGCAGAAUGUGUGGGACCAGGUGUUCAUUGACACUGCAGCAUUGCCUGACGAAGAUGGUUACAGAUGCAUGGUUCAGGCAAGAGAGGCGUUAAGUGGAUGGGUGGAGGCGAAGCCGCUGAAAGGGAAAGCGACCGGCAAGGCAGUUUGUGAUUUCAUAUGGCAGGACAUCAUUUGCCGCUAUGGAUGGCCACUUCGUAUCGUGAUGGAUAAGGGCCCUGAGUUUCGUUCGGAAGUGCAGCUUUUUCUGCAGGCUAAGGGCAUCAAGAGAGUGGCAAUUGCACCCUAUAAUGCCGGUUCGAAUGGUGCCAUUGAGCGCAGCAUGCGAACAUUUAAGGAUGCCAUCUCGAAGAUGACACAUGGCUAUUCAGCAGAAAAUGCUGCUGGAACCACAACAGCUUCCCAGCGUUCACGAUCAGUUCGCAUUCCCCCACCUUCCUGGCGAGCAUGUUUCUAUGCUGCGCUAUUAGCUGAUCGUAUGACAGUGUGUGCCACUACUGGUAUGACACCAUUUCGAUUUCUAUUUGGAAGGGAUGCCAUUCUGCCACUUGAGGCAGAAGUGCCUACAUGGUCUACAUUACCAUGGGAGACGAUCACAACACGGGAAGAUUUGAUUAGUCUCCGAGGACGCCAGAUCUUACAGCGAGAUGCCGAUGUGGAAGAGGCCAUUCACCGAUAUGAGAGGAUGCGAGAGAACAAUAAGGCCUAUUUUGAUAGCCAGAAAAGUGUCCGAUCUUCACCUUUGGAGGUCGGAAACCUGGUGCUCUUACACGACACGCAAAUGAAGGAGAAUAUGACAGCCGUGCAGAAGCUGCGUUAUCGGUGGCAUGGGCCUUACCGCAUACGUGAAGUGCUAGGCAAUGGCGCCUAUGCAUUAGAAGAAUUAGAUGGAACGCCAAUGUUCCAUGGAUUCUCGGCUGGAGAUGGAAUGCGACAUCGUGCCGUUAAUGGCGAUCGUUUGAAAAGAUUCUGGCUACAUCGUGAUGCUGGCGUUCGAGAACAGUCAUUUCCGCCAGUGACAGUUGAGAUGGACAAUAGAGGUCUAGAUCUCAGCCGACAGCGGCAUGCCGAUGCUAGCGUUGAAGAUGACGUCUCUGGGGACGAUGUGAAUGAUGGAGAUUAG